GCUGCUAGCUCUUCCCUCUCACUCACCCGCCGGCUCCUGUGAUUGGUCGGCUCUUGGUUGCCAGGAGGAAGUAGUUGGUAGUCAGGAGGAGGGACGUGCUGUGUUUGUAUGUUGGGGAAAGCGGCAAAGGCUUCUGUAUCGGCGGCGGACGGGACAACCGGGCAGUGACAGCGGCGGCCUGUGCUCCCUAAUACCCGCACAGACAUGGGCUACAAGACGGACCAGCUGCUCAUCGUGGUGUCCAUCCUAGAAGGCAGGGCGUUAUUUUCCGAAGCGCUCUCGGCACAUGCUUGUGGUAGAAGCCAAGUUUGAUGGUGAGCAGCUCUCUACAGAUCCAGUGCCCCACCUAGAGCAGCCCCAGUUUACCACAGAACUAGCUUGGGAACUUGAUAGGAAAGCACUUCAUCAACACAGGCUGCAACGGACGCCGAUUAAGCUCCAGUGUUUUGCCGUGGACACAUUAACAUCAGCAAAAGAGUCUGUCGGAUAUGUUGUCUUAGACUUGAGAGCUGCUCAGGAAAAGAAACAAGCUCCAAAAUGGUAUUCUUUAUUGAGCAGUAAGUACACCAAAUUUAAACCAGAAGUGCAGCUCAAUAUUGCUCUGGAAACUGACGCCAAGCCUGCUGCCGAGGCUUUCAAAGCCAAAGAAGCUCCUCCUCGGAGCAGUAAAGUCACAGGUGAACUUGAUCCAAAAAGUCUUGUGCCUAUUCUUAAUGAAGCAGAGGGCUACCAUCAAAUUGGGCCUGUGGAGUACUGUAAAGACUACUAUGUGCUCUCUGUAACCAUUGCUUUUGCUACUCAAUUAGAACAGUUAAUUUCUAGUACAUUAAGGCUUCCAGAACCACAGCCAGAGUUUUUCUUUUACUACAUGUUAUUGGGAAAUGAUGUCACAAAUGAGCCAUUUACUGAUCUGAUCAAUCCAGACUUUGAACCAGAGAGAGCAUCUGUCCGUAUACGUAGCAGUACCGAGGUGCUCUGCAUGUAUCUUUCUGUACAGCCUAAAUUGCAGAUCCAUCUAUGUUGUGGUGAUCAGUCUCUCGGCAGCACAGACAUUCCUUUAACAGGAUUGCUGAAAAAAGCAAGUACAGAAAUUGAGCAUCAUCCAGUGGCUGUUGAAGGUGCUUUUAUCCUUAAUCCUCCUAAUAAAGCCAAACAGACUAUGCCCUCACUACCGGUAGAUAGCUCCCCCACCAUUGGAGUGUCUGUUUCUCUGUAUAAAGAAGCUAGUCUACAGCAUUCACUUCACUCAAAGGAACACAAUGAAAAUGUUGUAAAAGGAAAUGGGCCAUCUACACCACCUAAAAAUCUUAAGGAAAAUGCAAACUCUUUAAUACCUAAACCUUCACUAUAUAGCGAUUCUCCACCAACAAAAGAUGAAGCCACUGAUAGUGAAGUGGAAAGUAUAAAAUCUGUCCAGAUAGAACCAGGAAGGGCUCAGGCACAAACUGAACAUGCUGCUACAGAGGUGUACAAACAUCCCAUCCCAGCUGCCCAGCCCCCCCAUCCUGCGCUGCAAUACACAAUGCAGGCAGAAAAGAGCCUUUCGGAAUCUGUCUCUGGGCAGAAGAUUGCAGUGCCCCCUGCUGCACACCACUUCUACUUCACCAUCGAUUUAAGAAGCAUUAGUAAUAUAGAUGUUGGAUUUCCUGUAAACUGCAUGCUAAGGUACACUUACCAGUUCUUUGGCAGUGCAGCUCCUAUUAUCACUAACCCUCCAGUGGAAAUACGAAGAAAUAUGGAAGUUUUUCUCCCACAGUCUUAUUGUGCCUUUGAUUUUGCGACAACACCUCACAAGCUUCAGGAAACCUUCUUAAGGCUGCCGCUGCUGGUUGAGAUGUGGCACAAGGAUAAAUCUGCUAAGGAUCUUCUCAUUGGAGUAGCAAGACUUCACCUAUCAAAUGUUUUAAGUACAGAAAAGACACGAUUCUUGGGACCACAUGAGGAACAAUUCUGGAGACAAAACUUUAAUGAUAAGACCUCUUUUAUGUCCAUAGAUGGAUCUGAAAAGAGAGUUGCUAAUCUCACCUAUACUAUCACAUUAGAGGAUUACGGACUGGUGAAAGCACGAGAGGUGGUUGUGUCAGACUCCUCUCAGAGUUCGGCACUUCCGAAUCCUCCUCAGCCGCCACCUUCUCCAAAACUUAAUUCAGAGCCACGUGAAACCAUUGAGUACAAAGCUGCCCUUGAACUGGAAAUGUGGAAAGAAACACAGGAGGAAAUUUUUGCAAGUCAGUUAAAGAAGAAAGAACUGGCCCACAUGCAAGUCCUGGUAGAGGAAUGGAAAAGAAGAGAUGCAGAAAGGGAAGCAUUAGUAAAGAAAAAGGUGGCUGAAUACAUGGUUCUAGAAGAACAAAUGCAGAAAUCCUUGGCAGAUAUAGCGAAGAAGGAGCGUCAAAUAGAAAGUGAUGAAAUUGAGUUAAAAAAGGCUAAGGCUGAACUUCAGUUGCAGUGUGAACGGAGCAUUCAGGAGCGUCAGGACUCAAUAAGAAGAGUGAGAGAAGAUUGUGUUCAUCAGAUAGAGCUGGAGAGGAUAAAGGUUAAGCAACUGGAGGAGGACAAACUCCGGCUUCAGCAGCAGCUCCAGGAAGCAGAACAUAAGUUUAAAUUACUGGACAAGGAAUUUCAACAGUAUAAAGAGCAACAAAGCAGUAAACCAGAAAUCCGAUUACAGUCAGAGAUCAAUCUUCUCACACUCGAAAAGGUUGAACUUGAAAGGAAACUGGAAUCUACAACAAAAUCUAAGUUGCACUAUAAACAGCAAUGGGGAAGAGCAUUAAAAGAACUGGCAAGAAUAAAACAGCGUGAACAAGAGAAUGCCAUGGCAAGACUUAAAAAGCAACAAGAAGAGCUUGAACAAAUGAGACUGCGCUAUCUGGCAGCAGAAGAGAAAGAUAUGGUGAAGAAUGAACGGCUAGAGCUGGAGGAAAUCAGAAAUGAACUAAAUAGGCUAAGGCUGCAAGAAGACCUAAAACAACAGCCUGACACUUCUAAAAGCCAGGAACGAAGAAUGACAUCUUCAGGGUCCAAGCCACAAGAUGAAGGUUUGGAUGAGUUUCUCUCUCGCCUAAUUGAAGAGCGGGACACUUUGUUAAGAACUGGCGUCUAUACUCACGAAGAUCGGAUCAUCAGUGAGCUAGAUCGCCAAAUUAGAGAGGCUAUGGCAAGAAGGAGUAUAAGAUGACAAGUCUCCAAUAUAUGACCAACAUCUAGCAAGUGUGCUCUAAAAAUAACUGACCAAUAGUUCACUAUCUCCUUGGUACAAAGGGCUAGGGAUGUAUAUUGUUUGUAUAAAUAAUUAUUUUAGUUACCUGCACAAAACAAUUAAUAUUUUUCUAAUAUUUUAAGAGUGUACUAAAUGCCUGUUCAUCUGUAUUUAUGACUUUUAAUGUUUAGUGCUCUUGUUUUCUCCUAAUGUAUGUAGUACUGCAGUGCCUAAAGGAUGUAUAACGUAACAGAUUUUCAAAAUUGUAAAUUCUGGCUGGUUGGGAUUUUUUGUAAAAAUGUUUUCCUAAUAAAUUUGAUAAAAGUAAUAUUUCAC
This is a messenger RNA of Hyla sarda, 3538 nucleotides long. RefSeq names its product centrosomal protein 120 (gene CEP120). Gene Ontology annotation, cellular component: centriole; centrosome. The transcript is spliced from 20 exons. NCBI's taxonomy places the organism in Eukaryota, Metazoa, Chordata, Amphibia, Anura, Hylidae. The record is from RefSeq and is a predicted model, not a curated record. The coding region runs from base 287 to 3181 and encodes 964 amino acids. Gene Ontology annotation, biological process: positive regulation of centriole elongation; interkinetic nuclear migration; centrosome cycle.